AUGCCCAAGCCAAUUGCAAUCAUUGCCGGCGCUGGCCCCGGAACUGGCAGUGCUGUCGCCCGCCGCUUUGCCCUAUCUUACCCUGUGGUUUUACUUGCUCGAUCGCAACAGUCGCUAGACCCCUUGGUGGACGACAUCACACAGAAUGGCGGCUCCGCCAUGGGCAUCCCCACCGAUGUGACGAGUGCUGCGAGCAUGGGAUUGACAAUGGACAAAAUCAAGAACAAGUUCGGACCGGAGAUCACAGUCGCGGCAGCAAUCUACAAUGUCGCGAGCAAAUUUUCAAUGAAACCUUUUCUGGAACAAAAGCCAAGAGAAUUUAUUGAAAUGUUGGAGCCCUCGAUCAAGGGUGCAUUUAACUUCGCUCAGGCCACACUGCCUUACAUGUUGAACGGUGACCAGGGACAGUACCCUCCCACACUCAUUUUCACUGGCGCCACGGCUUCACUCAAAGGUAGCUCUGGGCUAUCCGCGUUUGCCAUGAGUAAGUUCGGAACUCGUGCUAUGGCCCAGUCUCUGGCGCGUGAGUUCGGGCCCAAGGGUGUCCAUGUCUCUCAUGCUAUUAUUGAUGGAAUUAUCGACACCGAGAAGACCAAGAGCUUCGGCCAGAACGCUCCGGAUGCGAAAAUCGACCCACAAGGGAUUGCGGACUCUUACUGGCAUUUGCACACACAACCCAGAAGUGCGUUUACUCACGAGAUUGACAUUAGGCCCUUCUCCGAGAAGUGGUGA
Messenger RNA from Penicillium brevicompactum, 732 nucleotides. RefSeq lists its product as uncharacterized. The record is from RefSeq and is a predicted model, not a curated record. NCBI's taxonomy places the organism in Eukaryota, Fungi, Ascomycota, Eurotiomycetes, Eurotiales, Aspergillaceae. The coding region runs from base 1 to 732 and encodes 243 amino acids. The transcript has 3 exons.